AUGAUCCUCGGAUUUAGAGCUGAGAAAUCCUUUUGUGCAAGCAGGCGCAACAAGAUUCCAAGGUUACAUUCGCCAGUGGCAGAGAAUGAUGGCAGCGGGAACCGAAGCGAACCUAUACCUCCAUCGGCCCUUCAUAUCGAGAAUCACUCCCCCCAGUCCCGUUUCAGCCAUGCCGAAGACCAAGAGAGCACCGAUACGCCUGAUCGGCGAACGAGUACACCGCAGAGGAUCAAGGCACCGGUCAGCUUCGACCGGCUUUCGGCAACAGACCCCGAAGCCUUCAACCAGAGGAUCUCGUCGGCAGGAUUGACGCAGGAGAUUAUCGACAACUUCAGCCCCGAAACGAUUCUUGAAAGUUCCACUUCCGCUCUUCCUGGCGGCAUCGGUCACGCCCAGGGGGAUCUGAUCACCGUGGAGCAGCUGUUGGGCCUCGAACUCCCUUCGAAGAGAGUCGCUGACUACUUCUUGAAUAUCUACAUAGAUGUGGUCCAUUGGUUCAUAAUGCUGUUUCAUGAACCGACAUUUCGCUCGAAAUACGAGAAACUCAUGGUCUCCAGGAGCUUUCCGCGGUGCCGCUCGAAUGAGGUGAUAUUCAUAUUGCUGGUUCUGUCCAUUGGUGCGCACUAUGCGCCGGACGAGGAGGUCCUGCAGAAAUUUCCGACAUUUCAGUUGAAGACAUUCCGAGCACUCUCGCUGAAGAAAAUCGAAAACAGCCUGCCUUCGCUGUACGACACAGCCGAGCUGGAGUCGGUGCAAGUGUGCUGCCUCCUGGCCUCGUGGUAUGUGUAUCAUGGCCGGCCGAACCUGGCAUUUGUCAUUCUCGGUGCUGGAUUGAGGUGUGCUCAACUUCUUUUGCUACACCGAGAGUCAACCUGGAGAGGAGUAUCGGAGAUUGCGAAAGAAGAGCGGAGGCGUGUCUUCUGGGCCCUCUUCGUCUUUGAUCGAUUCGCGGCCACGAUAUUUGGGCGCCCCUGUGGCAUCCCCAUGGCCGAGAUCGACGUCAGAAUACCACAGAACGUCGGCGACACCACGGUUCAACAUCCCUUCUUUCGGUCGAGCGCGACAACGCCAGACGGCACCGUCGAGCCCGUCACGGCGUUCUCAUACUUCAAGUUCAAGAUCAAGCUGUACCAGAUCUCCUCACCCAUCAUAGGCGACUUGUACUUCCACCGGAGUCGCAGCGUAUCAGAGCUGGCCUUCAAGGUCUACCGCAUCGAUAAAGAGCUGUCCGACUUCUUCAGCGCGCUUCCACCGGAAUUGAAGCUCGAAGACCUCUUUCGAAACCCCGCCGAGAAAGUCACGCCGAGGACGCGGCCUUUCAUGCUCCAAGCCCUCGCCCUGCAGAUCGCCUACGACAACGUCCAAAUCCUGCUCCACCGCCCACUGCUGUCCCAAGACCUACGCAAUUACAAGACCCAUGCAGACCUCUCUGACCCCGAUCGCCUCGCGUAUUCGCCCGACCAGAGCAAUAUCACUAAUAGCAUCCAGCUAUCGUCGCAGCACGUCCACCAGAUCCUGCUCGCAAGCCGUGACAAAUGCUGGGAGUCGGCAAUCCGAUCGUCCAAGCUCGGCCAGUAUAAUCAAUGUUUGGUCUCUGCGCGGGACAGCCACGCCGCGGCCUUCCUCGGCAUCAAUCUCUUCACGGCCGGCAUGGUCCUGUGCGUGGUCGCUCUCUCGCGGCCUUUAUCCUCCGAGGCGCAGACGGCCAAGCAGGCCGUCGCGCGGAUCAUGUCCUUGUCACGCUUCCUGUCGGGCAAGGCCCCACUCUCUGCACAGACGACGAAAAUCCUGAAAGAUCUCGUCCGUCUCGUCGGCGAGAAGGAGAUCAAGGCCAUGCUUGCGGAGUCGGAAAUGGCGCAAAAUCAGCCUUCUACCUCGACCGAUCGUGCAAGAAGCAGAGAUAGAGACAGGGAUGGGCACAGAGACGGAGACACAGACAGAGACAGAGACAGGAAUACAGAGGAUACGCCGGACGUGACGUCUCGACUGCCAGCUGUUCCCGCCAGAGAUGACCUGCUGCAAGUCUCAGAUAAUGCGCCCGAGGAAGCCGUUGCUGCGUCUGAGCCCUUGAAAGAGGAAUUUGGGCUCGCAGGGAUGAUGGACGCGGGGCCCUCGCUAAUGGACACCUUCGACUUCUCCGGGCUGGAGAACCUGGAUUUCAACAACGGGCUGUCGAUUGUGCAGCAAGCCAUGUUCCCGGAGGUGGUGGCCCCGGACGUUGAUGCAUCAAUGCCAAAAGACGAAGGAGAGUAUAAUGCGAACCAGGCCUAUCUUUAUCCGGCUGGUGGAAGCAGCGAUGGUCUACAGACCGAUGAUUUCAGCAUGAUGAACUCUGUGGGACAGACUUGGCUCUGGGACUCCGUUUCUUGGUAG
Molecule: messenger RNA, 2373 nt
Organism: Cladophialophora carrionii CBS 160.54
Lineage: Eukaryota; Fungi; Ascomycota; Eurotiomycetes; Chaetothyriales; Herpotrichiellaceae
Exons: 3
Coding region: 1-2373 (790 amino acids)
Biological process (GO): positive regulation of transcription from RNA polymerase II promoter by galactose; DNA-templated transcription
Cellular component (GO): nucleus
Molecular function (GO): zinc ion binding; RNA polymerase II cis-regulatory region sequence-specific DNA binding; DNA-binding transcription factor activity, RNA polymerase II-specific
Source: RefSeq, a predicted model, not a curated record